AUGGGACAUCUCAUCACUGUUGCGACUUGUUCGCUGAACCAGUGGGCAUUGGACUGGGAAGGAAAUGCCGCUCGAAUUAUUGAGAGUAUCCAAAAGGCAAAGGCAGCUGGAGCUCGCCUGCGUGUCGGUCCUGAACUGGAGAUAUGCGGCUACGGAUGUCUCGACCACCUCCUCGAGCAGGACCUCUACCUGCACUGUUUCGAGAUGCUUCGUCGCAUCCUGCUCGACGAGACAUGUCACGGCAUCCUCCUCGACAUCGGUAUGCCCGUGCAGCACCGCAACCAGCGCUUCAACUGCCGGGUGCUCUGCCUCGACGGCAAGAUUCUCAUGAUCAGGCCCAAGAUGUGGCUCGCUAACGAUGGUAACUACCGCGAGAUGCGCCACUUCACGCCCUGGAUGCAUCCCAGACAGACGGAGCAGUACCAUCUGCCCCGGAUCCUCCAGGAUAUCCAGGGGUCUACCCACGUCAUCUUUGGCGACGCCGUGGUUUCCACUCCCGAUACGUGCUUUGGAGCAGAGACCUGUGAAGAGCUCUUCACGCCCAACGCCCCACACAUCGCAAUGAGCCUCGACGGCGUGGAGAUCAUCACCAACUCCAGCGGCUCACACUUCACCCUGCAGAAGCUCGACACUCGUCUCCAGCUCAUCAUGGAAGCCACGCGCAAGUGCGGCGGCGUCUACCUUUACGCCAAUCAACAGGGUUGCGACGGCGACAGGCUGUACUACGACGGCUCCGCCAUGAUCUUGGUCAACGGAGACGUCGUGGCUCAGGGGUCGCAAUUCAGCCUGAAUGAUGUUGAGGUCGUCACGGCCACUGUCGAUCUUGAAGAAGUUCGCGCCUACCGUUCGGCCAUCUCUCGCGGUUUCCAGGCUGCGCGAUCUGAUGCCAAGUAUCAGCGGAUCCAGACUGCUUUUGAGCUCAGCUCCGAGGACGAGGACGCGGAUAUCAUGAUCACCCCUUCGCCCCCUAUCAAGCCCAAGUAUUACUCGGUUGAGGAAGAGAUUGCUCUAUGUGCUGGCUGCUACCUCUGGGAUUAUCUCCGCAGAUCCGGAACUGCAGGUUACUUGGUACCCCUGAGUGGAGGAAUCGACUCUUGCGCCACAGCGACAAUCGUCUUCUCCAUGUGUCGCAUCGUAAUGAAGGCCGUAGAGGAGGGUAACGCCCAGGUAAUCGAGGACGUCAAGCGCCUGGCAAAGUACGACGGCGAAGGCGUGCUCCCCAAGACGCCCCAGGCCCUCUGCAACCAAAUCUUCUCAACCAUCUACAUGGGCAUGAAAACGCAGAGCUCCGUCGAGACGCGUCAGCGCGCCAGGGACCUCGCCGAAGCCAUUGGCAGCUACCACAUCAACCUCGACAUUGACGACGUCUACAACGCCCAAAAGAGCCUCGCCGUCACGGCGCUCAACUUUGAGCCGAGGUUCAAGGUCGAGGGCGGGACGAACCAGGAGAAUCUGACGCUUCAGUGUAUCCAGGCGAGAAUCCGCAUGGUGACCGCGUACGAGUUUGGGCAGCUUCUUCCCACGGCCCGCGGACGACCUGGCGGUGGAGGUCUGCUUGUUUUGGGCAGUGCAAAUGUCGGAGAGUCCCUCAGAGGCUACUUUACCAAAUAUGAUUGUUCCAAGGAGUCUGGACUAGUCCGUCUGCGUGUUAUUCGACAGAACCGAUAUCCUAUCUCCUGCCUACAUCCUGGUAUUAUUGCCAGUGCGGAUAUCAACCCGAUUGGCUCCAUCGACAAAGCCGACCUCAAACGCUUCAUCGCGUGGGCCGAAAAGGACUUCAACAUCCCGUGUCUCCACGACUUCCUAACGGCGGUCCCGACCGCAGAGCUUAGCUGCGGCUCAACUCAUGCGCCAGCAUCCUCCCUUGAACCCAUCUCAGAGACCUAUGUACAGAGCGACGAGGUGGACAUGGGCAUGACCUAUCAAGAGCUGACCAUCAUGGGCCGCCUCCGCAAGGUGAACAAGCUGGGCCCGUACGGCAUGUUCCAACGCCUUGUCCACGACUGGAGCGUCGACCGCAAGCGUGGUCCCGAUGAUGAUGCUCCCGCGUACGAGCCUAGCCAGACGGCCGAUAAGGUCAAGAAGUUUUUCCACUUUUACGCCAUCAAUAGACACAAGAUGACGACGCUUACACCGGCUCUUCACUGCAAUGACUACUCACCCGACGACAAUAGGUUCGACCUCCGACCCUUCUUGUAUCCCCCCUUCUGGAAGAGCUGGAGUUUCAAAAAGAUUGAUGCGGAGCUUGCAAAGAUUGAGAAGCGGAGGGCAAAGACCAAGGCAUAA
Colletotrichum lupini is the source of this 2286-nucleotide messenger RNA. Its product is annotated as carbon-nitrogen hydrolase. NCBI's taxonomy places the organism in Eukaryota, Fungi, Ascomycota, Sordariomycetes, Glomerellales, Glomerellaceae. Gene Ontology annotation, cellular component: cytoplasm. Gene Ontology annotation, biological process: NAD+ biosynthetic process. The transcript has 14 exons. Gene Ontology annotation, molecular function: ATP binding; NAD+ synthase (glutamine-hydrolyzing) activity; glutaminase activity. The record is from RefSeq and is a predicted model, not a curated record. Bases 1 to 2286 code for a protein of 761 amino acids.